This is a messenger RNA of Dovyalis caffra, 1551 nucleotides long. Lineage: Eukaryota; Viridiplantae; Streptophyta; Magnoliopsida; Malpighiales; Salicaceae. The record is from the annotation of a GenBank genome assembly.
AUGAAACAUCCACUUUCAGGCAUCAUCAUUUCACUUUCCCUCUGCCUCUUAUUAUCAUUAGCCAAUCUUACUCUAACUAAAUCAUCACCACAAUGCAAAGCAUGGCUAGUCCAAUCAAUCCCUACAGACAUGCCGCACCUCUCUCAUGUCCCUGGUGUUCUCUCCACUGGGGACGUGUUGCUUUGGUUGGCCAAGAAUUCUACUAAGAGUUUGGAUGUUAUAGCUCAAUACUGGCAGUUAGUGGCAAGUCCUGAUGAUCCUCGUUCGGGGGAUUAUGGUUACUCUAAAGAGGAGAUGAAGAGAUUUGGUGCUGAUCAAGGUUCUGCUGUUUAUAAAGCCAUAGAGGAUUCUGCCCUUAGAAAUGUUAGUAUCAGGUUAUUACAACACUCAGGUGUUUAUCCUGACUAUACAAAAGAACCAACUGAGCUUGCUUCAGGAAGGCCAAAUGUGAAGAGUAUGACUUUGUUACUGAGCAAAUGGUGGGGGUCAGGCAUAGUUCAUACCAAAGUUUGGAUAUCAGACCGAAAAGAUGUGUAUAUUGGAUCUGCAAAUAAUGAUUGGAAAUCUCUCACUCAGGUUAAGGAGGUUGAAAUUUAUCUAGUUGAUUGUCCGAAAAUAGCAAAAAAUGUUGAGACCUACUUUGGAAACUUAUGGAAACUUGCCUCUCUUAACUCAUCGGUUUACACAAGAACUGUUUCUGAUCAACAGUGGCAAGUUAAUAGAACGGUUCCAUGCUGGUCGCAUUUCAUCGAUUCUAAAGAAAGAUGCAGGUCACCUCUUCCUCUUUCUGUGGAAGUUCCCCACACUAAAGGCUAUCCUACAUUAUCAGACCCACAGAUGUUCAAAAUUCCAAUAGAAACUCCCGGACACCAUUAUUCAUAUUUGCAGCCUCAACCAAGCUAUUUAUCCUUUGCUCCUCCUGAGCUAUCAUUCGGCAGGUACCAGGCUGAUGAACAGGCAUGGAUUGAUACAAUUAAAUCCGUUGGAACUGGAUCCACGGUUAGGAUUAACACUAUGGAUUGGCUUGGUCAAUCCCAAUAUACUAAGGAAACAGUUUACUGGUCAUCCCUUUCCUCUGCAAUAUCAGAGGUUGUCUUCGCCAAGCAUGCGACAGUGAAGAUACUGGUAGCAUACUGGGCACAUUUUCUCGACGGCACUGAUCAGUAUCUGAAGUCUCUUCUCUACUCUAAUGUCCUCUGCUCUUCCUCCAAGUAUAACAACUGUUCUGGUAAAGUUGAGAUCAAGUACUAUGUGGUUCCAGGUUAUAACCAGACAGGACCUGCCAUUAGCAGCGGGACUAGCACAGGAAAUAUUUAUCCAGGCUUUACCCGGGUCAAUCAUGGAAAAUAUGCAGUUAGUGAUAUACGAGCUCACAUCGGGACGAGCAAUCUUAUAUGGGAUUAUUUUUACACAACAGCUGGUGUCAGUUUCGGGACAUACAACCCUGCCAUUGUUUCACAGCUUCAAGCAAUCUUUGAUGCUGACUGGAAUUCACCAUAUGCUAUUCCAGUAGGAGAGCUAAAUGAAGGUCAUCAUUCUUAUUCGAGCUGA